GCAGACUGCUCCAAAACCGUGGUCCGAACAAGGUUGUUCACCUUUGCCACAGCAAGCUGAAAGUCGUCGUUGCUCUGACGUGGCCUCCCUAGAAGGACCAAAGUGAAAACUGCCAAGCCAUUCAGAGGGACACAUACCACCUGCCUGGGGCCUGUGAAUGUGAAGAUGGAUGACGGCGGCAAAGCUGCUAGUGGAGCCUCAGUUUCACAGGCCAAUGGUGUGGUAACUGCUAGGAAAAGGGUGCCAAUUGCUUCCAAACAAAAGGCCGUCAAGGCCUCUCAGCCAGCAAACAAGGUUCCCAACAGGAAGCAGCCAGCAGCCCCUGCUGCUCAUCCUCCUUCAGCUCCUUGUGGGGCUUCCAGGACACUUGGUGAUGGAACAGCUGGGAGGACCAACGUGCUGCAGCCAAAGCAGUCGGCACCCAAGACCAGCAGCGCUGCCAACCUGUCUGCUAGAGUGACAGUGAAAAAGGGAACAGGGGACUGGCCAAGUGGACCGAAGACUUCAGAAAAGAUGGCUCUGGAGAAGGAGAUGCAGCAAAAACCCACAAAGGUGACCACACAACCCAUAGCUUUAGCCUCAAAGACACCUUCAGCAAAGCCCAGGAGAGUUGAACAGACUAAACCUUCCAGGACUUGGUUGCCAGGGACUAAGAAUUCAACUUCAUCCUCUUUAAACAGAAUUGCUACUAAUGAUAAGAGUGUGGACAAACAUAAGCAAACAGCGCCACCUGCUGGUCAGGCGACACCUACACAGCAGCCAAAAAGCACUCUGGCAGCGCAGAGAGAUGCUUCCAGAGCUGCUACAGUUCUAAAUGCCAAGGUUUCAAGCUCCAGUUCCUUUGUGAAAAUGCCACCUGUCUUAAAGCAUCCCAAAUACUCAGCCUCCAAAUCACAAUCUGAGCAAAAACUCGGGGAGAGGAAUGUGACUACACCUAUGAACAGCAGAUUUUCAGCAAAGAAGUUUUCAGACCCCAGUAAACCCCAAAUUCCUGCCAAGGCAGCUGGUGGGAGUCUCCAUCCAGCCACUCCCCCAAAAGCCUUUGCCUCUUCUCCUAGGCUUCUGCCUGCAGGGGAGAAUCCAGGCAAGAAGCUUCUGAAGAAAGAUACUGUUUCCAGUCGUGAGCAAGUGACCCCAAAAAAGAAGCUUCAGAAGACAAGUGCCAAGGAAGGAAAUUGCAAGAAAACCAUCAAAGAAGCAGAAAGUGCUUCCAUCAAGGAUACAAAGCUUCUAGAAAAGCUGAAAUCUACAACAGAGGAAGAGACUCUUGACCAGGUACUCUCCCGAGAGACUGCAAACUGUUGCAUAACAGUAGUAGGGAUGAAGCAGAUGGAACCAAGAGGCUCAGAAGAAGAGGGCAGAGCUGAACAGACAAACAUUAAUACUUCAGAAGGGCUGUCUCCAGUGCUCCUUGAAGCACCUCUAGUCUGCCUUGGACCACAAGAUAUGAAUAUAUCCUCUCCUGGUGAAAUGCCUCACUUGGCUGCUCUUGAUGUCCUGGAGCUGCAUUGUGAUAGUGGUGAUGAAACACACAGUUUGGAGCCAGCAUUCCCUUGUGAAACAUCUUUUCCCAUUCAGUUGGAGGUCUCUCACCAAACUUCUCCAGCAGAAACCUUAUGGCAUGGAGGAGGAGGAGGAGGCAGGGACUCUGAGCACCUCAGAAAACAAGCAUUUCAUUUUGAUGCUUCAGUGGCUAUUGAGCAGCCCCAUUUCUUGCACAACGCUGACAUGUCUUGUGUUGACAUACACUAUAUUUCAACAACAUCCCUUCCAGCUGAGGAUUCCCAGAUUUCAGUAAAUGAGGCCAUUCCUAUGCUAGACAGGUCUCCUUCUUCUGAGUCCUUGACUUUAGAGGCUGAAUUGCUUGAAGAAACUCAAACCAUAAAGCUAUUAGUCCUUGCAGGGACACAGGAGGAGCCCAGUCUUUCAGCAGAGCAAUCUCUCUCAGCUAAUCAGGUUGAUCCUACCUUGAAAACUGUAACAGAGUCUCUAGCAGCUGGCCAUGACGGCAGGAAUGAGUUGGAAAUGGUGAACAGGGUAUUGAAUUUGUGUCAGAAUCCAGAGGAAGAUCUGCAGAAGGAAGUGGUAUCUCUGGAGGUAGGGAAUGAAAGACUGAAGAGCCCCCUAGAUCUUGCAACUGAAGAUAGUGAACUUACACAGAAGGUAGUCACUUCUCAGCAGAUGGAGGGUGUACACUGUGCACCUAUUCAUGCUGAAGAUGAAGAGUUAAUGGAAGUUCUGCAAGUAGCAGAACAUUUAAUGACGGGAACAGUUGCUCAGUACCAAACCCGUCUCCCUGUGUUUGUGGCUGCAACUUCAAUUCCUACAGAAUUGACUGGAGAGCUUUCUGCAGACCAUGAUGAUCAAUCUAGCAGUUUAGAUGAAUAUCCCACCAUUGGAGAUCUUGAGGAUGAUGCAGUAAUUCCAGAAGAAUGUAUGAGUAACAUGAAACAAGAAGAGGUCACCCAGUGUGAAACUCCAGACUUCUUGCUUCAUCUUUCAGGGGAGAUCUCACCAAAUAGUGGUGCUCAGCUGUCAGUGCACAAACCUCAGAGCCUUCCCUUGAAGAGCCUGGAGUUGUUACAAGAACACCCCACUCAGUUGACUGAAAUGCCAGAGUUGCUGCUAAGUAGUACAGGGCUGAAAGCAUUCUCCCCAGAGAAGGGGGGCUCAUCUUCCAAAUCCAGCACAUUAAGUGGGCCUGAUCUGGCAGGUAAGAGCAGUAGUGAAACUAGCACACCUGAGGAGCUGCGGGAAUAUGACAGUAGCUCUGGAGUUGAGUCUAAGUCAGAUGAGAAACUGGAACAAACUUGUCAUCAGCUCCUGAGUCCCUUGGAGGACCUCCCUGGUGAACUUGAUCUCGGCAUCCACAUGGAAAAGGGAGAUGAUGAGGCAGAGACCCUACCAGCAGAUGAAGUCCUUGGAGAUCCACCUACUGAGCCCACUGUAUCCUCUGAAGAGGAAGCUGAAUUGGAUGCAGAUCUUCUGAAGGAAGCAGGCUUCCCCAAAACAGUAUGCCUCUUGACAUCUCCUCCCCCAACCAAGCCACCUUUGCCCCAUUCAGUAGAGGAGUCUGAUGAACCAGGUUCUGGUGAUGCUGGCACAGAAACUCCAGCCUCAACCAACUCUGCAGCUUCGUGUGACGUUUUUGGUGCCUUUCACCUCCAUUCAACAGAUAGCUGUGGCAAAAGCCCUGGCCUCUCUUCCCUGGAGAGUGAAGAGCAUUCCACAGAGGGCAGUAAGGAGCAGCUUCCGAAAGAGGCGUGCAGCAAGAUUCCCAUGGAUUGGGAGCAACACUUGCACCUCACCCCAGCUCCCUUGAAGACUGGAGGGCACGAAGAAGAAUCAUCCCAGCCUUUCACUGCUGCUCAUAGUCUGGCUGCAGGUGACAAUGGGGCUGGCUUGCCCUUCCCCUGGGAACCAUGUCCAUCAGAGAUCCUCUCCACUAUCUAUGAAGUAGAAAGUGGUGCUGAAACGCCUGGCCCAGAUGAAGAGGAUGGGAGUCGCUGUUUGCGCGCCACCUCCCGAGAACAGGCUCUUCACCUAGGAAACAUCCAGGCCACAGUCGUACAGCAGCUUAUCAGCCGAGCACUGCUCUUCCCAGCAGAAGCACCUCCUGGGGCUGUCAGUGGGAAGGGGGCAAUGAACAGCGAAGCAGAGAUUGGCAAAUGGACAGAACUGAUCUCCCCUUUGGAAGAAUCCCGGGCCAGCAUCACUUCUGUGACAAGCUUCUCCCCCGAGGACAUGUCAUCCCCCCAUGGGGACUGGACUGUGGUAGAAGUAGAAACCUUUCACUGAUUAUUUUUCCCCAUCACCCCUCCCAAGUUAAUCUCUCUGGAAGGCAUUAUUUUUUGGGUGUACCACUACUUAUGAUCCAAGUGUUUCUAUUUAUGUCCAGGAAGGGUCAACUAUUAGCUGACUCGAGAUACUGCUCUCUGCUUCCUCUUCAGCAGCUAAUGGCAUGAACGGUAAUGCAUCCUUCCUAUAGUUCAGCACUUGUGAGACAUGAUUACUUUUGUCCCAUGCAAGAUGGCCUUUGAAUUGUUUUUGGUUCAGCAGAGUGACCAACCCUUCAUGUUUGGGACUUUCAGGGCAUAAGUUUAUUUCCAGAGGGUAAGGUCCAUCUUUACUCAGUCUUAACAUGUGAUUGUGCCAAUUAUUGAUAUCGCUAUCUGUCAAACAUGAUAAAAACAAAGCCCCCCCCAUGAAUGUUUUGAUAAGUACAACAGUGUUCUUCAUUAGUGAAGGCUAUCAGUAACAGAAGAUGCUAGUGGCCCUGAUUACUAACACCUACUUACAGAAAUCCAUCAACAUUUGGUUGCCAGGCUGCUAAUAUUUGACUUUUGUCAUGGUUAACUUUCAAAACCAAAUUUCUUACUCUUGAGAAAAGGUGUUUUAUCUUGAGAAGCUGUCUAGGAAGUAGCACCUCAAAGGUGGUGUCCACACAAUACACUUACGUAUACACAAUACACUAACGGAUGAAUUUGUAAAUGAUCAAACAGCCUGGAUUUGCAUAGCAUGUUUGGUACAAGAACAUGGAUUAAUUCAAAAAGCAGCUUAAGUGGGUUGUGUGAAUGUAGCCAGUGUGGAAGAGAAAUCUGCAAAUGAGGACAUUUUAGUGCUUUUGAAUAAGUGGCAUAUCUACUGCUUGGAAUGUGGUCACUCUAAGCCUCUUGUCUACUUCUUUGAAGUGCACGACCAGCAACACAUGCAGCCUGUACAUUGGCUGGAAGAGGCCUUGAACUUGAAGGGAGAUGUACUUUAGCAUCCUGAACAAGAGUUGGUAAGAAUAGUCUGCUAAAGAAUCAGUUUGGGAAUUCUCUUCAAAGGUGCAAUUAUCUACCUGAAGUGGAAAAGUUUGGAAAAUAUAGGGACCAAGUUUUAUUUUGAUGCACCAGAUUCUUACACCUGUGUUAGCCUGAGCCUCCAUGCUGACACAGCAGUAAAUAACUGCAUUUGUUUCUCUGUGCCAGUGGUUGUGCCUGGCCAAGUAGAGGUGUGUGUGUGCCAUUGUUAGGGGCUUUCCUGACUUGUGGGCCAAUGCAGUGGUGGGAUGAGGAACUUCUGGCACAACUGUAGGUUGUGAAUUCCAGUUCCGAGCAGUCAGUAUGCAUAACUGUUCAACACUAGACAAUGUUUAGUAGCAUCUAGAGAGUCAUAUUUGGCAAUGCAACCCUGUUAGGUUUGCUCUGCAUUUGUUAGCAAGAGUGGGAUGAAACUACACUGCCACUAUGGGGUGGCAUUCAGAUAAACUGUUUCCAUCAUACGACAACAACUGCUGAACAGUUCCCUGCAUUAUUUUUUGUUGUUACCAAAUAUGCACAUUUGAGAGUCUAUAUUAAAUUGCCUAAAAUUAGAGCAGCGAUGACUAUCUAAAAGUUAGGCUGCCCUUCUAACCUACUACCAGAAAAACAUUGUGAGAAAACUUUCUAACUGCCGUAUUUAAAAGAGGUACUCAUGAAGCCAAUCUUCUGUUGCAAUACUCCUUCUGCCCUUCCGAAAACUGAAACUUUUUUCCAUAAUGUAAACGUGUUAAAUGUUCAUCUCAGUAACUGCCAUUUUCCUAUACCUGCUUUCCCAAAUCACUUGAAAUGCAGUUCCAAUAGUUAAUGUUGAUACAGAGCCUUAUUAUCUGUAACAAAGUAUUGAUGUGUGCAACUUUUUUUGUAACGUAGCAGAUUGUGAUAAAUUAUAGAAGAUUUUUUAAAAAAAUAAAAAUGAA
This is a messenger RNA of Python bivittatus (Burmese python), 5722 nucleotides long. Lineage: Eukaryota; Metazoa; Chordata; Lepidosauria; Squamata; Pythonidae. The record is from RefSeq and is a predicted model, not a curated record.